Molecule: messenger RNA, 2478 nt
Organism: Dimorphilus gyrociliatus
Lineage: Eukaryota; Metazoa; Annelida; Polychaeta; Dinophilidae
Source: the annotation of a GenBank genome assembly
AUAAAAACUGGUAUCUUCUAUUUCAAGAUGUUUCGUCUGCACAAAUUUUAUCGUCCAGCAAUUUUAAAGCAGUUAAAAAUUGCUAAAACAAAAGAUUCGUUAUAUUAUGGAGCUAGUAGUUAUCACAGCAACAGCGGGGUGUAUGGAUAUCGACCAACGCUUGAAACCAACAAGGUGGAAUUGAAAAAUGCAGAACUACAAAACCAAAUUAAUCACAGCAACAUAUAUAGGCUUAUACAAGCCUACCGGGCCCAUGGGCAUUAUAAAGCGCCUGUUGAUCCACUCGGAUUGAAAACCCCAAUUGAUCGUGAAGAACUUAUGCCAGAAAAAUAUGGCUUGGAGAAUAGCACUGAAUCCAUUAUGACAAAUGGCCUCCUAUAUAGUGGUAAAGAUCAGAUGACUGUUCAAGAGAUUAUAAAUCAAUUAGAAGAUAUUUAUUGCAAUCGUAAUGUUUCUAUAGAAUUGGAGCAUUUAUCAUGUCCUACUGAAAGGGAAUGGCUUGCAAAAAAAUUUGAAGAAUCAACCAACUUCCAGUUAUCUCAAGAAGAGAAAGUAAAAUUUGCCAAACUGAUGUUAAAAUCUGAAGCUUUUGAUCAUUUUUUGGCUACAAAAUUUAAUACUGUUAAAAGAUACGGAGCAGAAGGUGGAGAAAGUGCCAUAUGUUUCUAUGAUGAAUUGUUCAAUUUAGCCGCUAAUAAUGGAUUGGAUGAUGUUGUAAUCUGCAUGGCUCAUAGAGGACGCUUGAAUCUAUUAGCUUGUUUACUAGAAUAUCCAGCAGUUUCUAUGUUUAGAAAGAUGAAUGGGAUGAGAGAGUUUCCCGAUGACGUGAACGGUGAUGGAGACGUUUUAUCCCAUCUAACAAGCUCUAUUGACUUGAAGUACGGUGAUAGUUCUAUCCAUUGUUCAAUGGUUCCUAAUCCAUCCCAUUUGGAAGCUGUUAAUCCUGUUGCAAUGGGAAAAACACGAGCAAAAGAACAAUCGAACGCUGUCGGGGAUUAUAGCAAUGAUCCAUCUAGUAGAUUAGGUGACUCAGCAUUAUGUCUACAAAUACACGGGGACGCCGCUUUUGUAGGUCAGGGUAUUGUAUUUGAGUCGUUGGCUUUAUCGAAUACGCCUCACUUUCGAAUUGGCGGUAGCGUUCAUUUUAUCAUAAACAAUCAGAUUGGUUUUACAACAGAACCAAACAGAGGAAGGUCAAGUUCCUAUAGCAGUUGUAUUGCAAAAAUGAAUGGCUAUCCUGUUCUUCAUGUAAACUCUGAUUCUCCAUCAGAAUCACAAAAUGUGUGCAGUAGAGACGAACUCGAUAAAGAAGUUGCCGAAUGGAAUAAGACUUUGUCUGAGAAUCACGAUCAAAUGGAGACUUACAUUCCAAAAGCAAAUCACUUGGAAAAAAAAUGGGCAAAUUUAGUUCAGCCAUCUAAUUCCUUGGACGUAUGGGAUACUGGCUUAGACCCUCAAUUGUUGAAAUUUAUUGGAGCUAGAUCUGUUGAAUAUCCAACGUCAAUUCAAGUCCACCCGACUUUGACAAAGCAACACAUAAGAAAAAGAAUAGAAAAAUUAACGGAAGGUAGAGGGCUUGAUUGGGCAACAGCUGAAGCGUUGGCGAUCGGUUCUAUCCUAUGUCAAGGAUUUAAUGUGAGAAUUUGCGGUCAAGAUGUCGGUCGAGGGACAUUCAGUCAUCGUCACGCGAUGCUUGUUGAUCAAGAAACGGAUGAAAUUUCUGUGCCAUUAAAUAAUAUAAUUGAAAAUCAGAAAGGAUUUUUAGAAAUUGCUAACAGUCUUUUGUCUGAGGAAGCUGUAUUGGCAUUUGAAUAUGGUAUGAGUAUUGAAAAUCCCAAUACUCUGCCUAUAUGGGAAGCUCAAUUUGGUGAUUUCUUUAAUGGGGCUCAAAUAAUUAUCGAUACUUUCAUUUCAAGUGGUGAAACUAAAUGGUUAUUACAAAGUGGACUAACAAUGCUUCUACCUCAUGGUCUUGAUGGUGCCGGACCGGAGCACUCAUCCUGUAGAUUAGAAAGAUUCUUACAAUUGUGCGAUAGUUCUGAUUCAAAAGUUGACGGUUCUAAUAUUAAUAUGCAUAUUGCAAAUCCGACAACACCAGCGCAAUAUUUUCAUUUAUUACGACGACAGAUGGUGAGAAAUUAUCGAAAACCAUUAAUUAUGGCAAGUCCAAAAAUAUUGCUACGAUAUCCGGAUGCUUCUUCAUCUUUGGAAGAAUUUGCUCCAGGAACGUCAUUUCAACCAGUUUUAAAAGAUACGCAGACAAUCGAUCCUAAAGCUAUUAAGAAAAUUGUGUUCGUUUGCGGUAAACACUUUUACGCUCUUGAUGCUGAGAGGAGUAAGCGCGGAAUUAAAGAUCUAGCAAUAAUAAGACUAGAGUUACGUUACGCUGGAAGAGACGUCUUGUGUAUGCCAGCAGUUGGUGUAGGCCAAGUACAUAAAAAACAAGUAGAAGCCAUUUUAGACGACACGUUUUCCUAA